Messenger RNA from Rhizophagus irregularis DAOM 181602=DAOM 197198, 1521 nucleotides. The record is from RefSeq and is a predicted model, not a curated record. NCBI's taxonomy places the organism in Eukaryota, Fungi, Glomeromycota, Glomeromycetes, Glomerales, Glomeraceae.
AUGAGAUCACAUUAUCAACGAGAAACAGUAGGUGUAGCAGAUAAUGAUGCACAAACUAUAGGAUUUCUUAAGAACCACUUAUCAGGUGAUCUUUAUACAUGGAUGCGAGCUGUCGCUCCUGCUGCUGAGAUUGAAAAGUUAAAUUUCCAAUUAGCUUCUCUACAGGCCCAACUAGCACAACCGGCUCAAGUACACCUCCAGAAUAAUGAAACCUCCGCUAUUUUUGAAAAGUUAAAUUCCAAAAUAGCUUCUUUGGAAGCACAGUUAGCGAAAUCAAUGCAGAUGCAUUCUAAACUUGCCCAAUGCUUACAACUACCUGAAAAUGUAAUUAAUUCGAAUAAUGCUUCAAUCCUUGAUAGUCAUAUUAACCAAGAAUUGGAAAAAAGAUUAGGAGUAAUCGAAAUUAAUUUAGCCAAACUCACCAAACUCAUAAGAGAAGAUACCAAAUCAGCUCAGUAUCGAAAUAAUACCAGAGGUGCCAAAACAUCUCAGCGUCAACGCUCGGAGUCCUUACCUUUUGGAGGAUUAGAAAAAAGAUUAGGAAAAAUCAAAGCCUUAUUGGAUAAACUCACUAAAGAUUCCAAAUCCAGAAGUAGUCGAGUUCAUAUGGCUACAGUAGAUGAACAGUCUGAUCCCAUUUUUUCUGAUGAUGAUACAUCAAAACCUGAGGACAAUGAUUAUAACUCUGAUAAUUCGUCAGCCAAACCCGCUGGGCAACGUGGAUAUCCCGAUAAAUCCUCAAAGUCUAAGGUCUCUAGUAAAUCCGAGCUUUGUAAGGUAAAGCAAGACAAUAAUUUGUCUUCCACCCAUAAUGCCUCAUCAGAUAAAGAUAGUCAUGGUAAGCAUGUGUCUUUAGAAGAAACUAUUCGAAAAAUCAUUCAGAUCGAAUUUGAGAAUUAUCUUCCGUACAUAAUUCAGCAGGCUAAAAAGUGUGUACCUGCCUCAGCUCAAGAUUCAGAUGAAGAGGAUAUUUUGGAUGGACCCAUGGAGAUAAAUUUUAUUCGGAAAAAAGAACCCACCACAGAUGUUGUCACCGUUAAAUGUAAAAUUAAGCGUCUAGUGAUUCCGGCAGGCACAGUUGAUCCUGGUGCUAAUUUUCCGAUCAUGUCUGAAGAUAUAUCUGAACGAUCAAAGCUGGAAAUCGAUACAAAAGAAAAACAUGACCUUAGAGGCAUCGCUACCAUUCCUAUAGAAUCUCUUGGUACUGUCCGAAAUGUCCCAGUAAAUUUUGCUCCCGGAUGUACUAUAUAUGCUGAUUUUGCUGUAGUUAAGUAUCCUAAGCUGAUGCUAAUUUUACCCAACACACUUCUUGAUAAAUAUAAUUAUGAUUUACUUGCAUCAAAGCGGGAAUUGAGACUAGAGUGUAAUGGUAAGGAAUUUUUUAUCCCAAUUAAUAUGCAUAAGGUCAAGAACAAGCUUGAGGUGAAUUGCGCGAACAUUACUCCUGAAUGUGACGAUUCCAUGAUCCCAGACUGCAUUUCGCAGGACUUAAGUGAGGAUGGCGUAUUAAAAAAAAAGUGA